AUGUGGUAUGAUUUAAUCUUACUUGCAGAGGAGGAGAGAAGAGGAAGGGGCAGAUCUAUGGGCAACUGCAAGAGUUCAUCUCGUGCACUCCUAGGAAAGGCCCAUGUUGUUCCGGAUCCAGAAUGGAGGAUUCGGGACUUCGGAAAGACCCACGUUCCAGAUUUCGAAUGGAGGAUUGAUGACUUCUCAUCACUGCUUAAGACUGGAGCUAAGAGAGCAACAUCUGGCCCUUUUCACUGCUCUGGUUAUAACUGGGACCUGCAAGUGAGUCUAAUGCAUAAAGAAGCUCGUUCUGUAACUCCAUAUGUUGCUCUUCGUCUUGUGCCAUCCAAACUAAGCUUGAUGCCAGUUCACACAGUGCAUGCGACGUUUGAAUUGUCAAUAUACAACCAUUCAAAAGGAAUGUACUAUGGAUGCAAAGCUAGCUCCAACUUUGAUUUCAAGAAUUUCUACUCGAAGGAGCAUUGCUUGAUUCCUCUUAAGAAGCUACUGAAAUCAUCUGCUUUUCUAGUUGAUGAUAGUUGUGUCUUUGCUGUGGAGAUAUUAAAAAUUGAUGCCUGCUCUCCUGAAAAGAAGGUUGUUGUGGUUCAGAAGAAGGCUACCACAGUUCAGAACCUCUUUGUCCAGAAGAAGGGGUUCGUCAAAGGGACAUACACUUGUAACAUGAACAAUUUCCUUGAAUUGGACUUGGAUCACUGUGUCCGUUCUCCUACAUUUGAAGUUGGCGGGCAUAAAUGGUGCAUCAGCAUGUACCCGCGUGGUGACUUGUACAGCACUGAUUGCCUCAGCUUGUACUUAUUCCUGGAUGCCUUGGAUGAGCUCCAUCUCGAGUCUAGGAAGGUGGCUGUAAUGACUCUGUCCAUCCUGAACCAAAAGAAUGGGAAACACUUGACUAAAACUUCAGGUCUCUUCGUAUGUGAUGGCGGAUGGGGUUGGCCUAACUUUCUUGGACUCAAGAAACUCAAGAAAGGCUAUGUUGUAGGGUCGAGCUGCAUUGUGAAGGCAGAUCUCACUAUCGUUGGUUUAUCCAAUGAUGGCUAG
Molecule: messenger RNA, 1041 nt
Organism: Triticum turgidum subsp. durum (durum wheat)
Lineage: Eukaryota; Viridiplantae; Streptophyta; Magnoliopsida; Poales; Poaceae
Source: the annotation of a GenBank genome assembly